Messenger RNA from Thlaspi arvense, 621 nucleotides. The record is from the annotation of a GenBank genome assembly. NCBI's taxonomy places the organism in Eukaryota, Viridiplantae, Streptophyta, Magnoliopsida, Brassicales, Brassicaceae.
AUGGCGACAGCGACGAGGUUGGGUCGUGAUUUGUUGUUCUCUUCUUCGUCAUCCACAAGCAAAGCCCUUCGCGCGGCAACGCUAAAGGUUCGGUUCGCCGACAUCAUCGUCAAGUCCAAGCUUAAAAGCGCUGAUGGAAUGGCGAGGAUCGAGAGGGAAAAGCUCCUUCUUCGGGAGAAAGCUAGAAUCGCGGCUGAGACCAGAAGAGCCCUGAGGUUGAAACAACGUCGAGCGCUCGAGAAGAUGGAGCGGGAAGCCAAAGCGGAACACCACUUGGUAACGGAGGACGAGUUCGUCCAUCUUUGCGGUGGACCCCGUCUCGCAGGAAGUCGGUGGUUGGUUCGAGAUCUUGGUUUGGUUUUGAGAACCGAAGACGAUGAUGUCUAUGAUGAUGAAUCUCCCGAAAAGCCAAAGCCAGAAGCUUUCGAUGAUGUUGAGGAAGAGAGAUACAGUACAGAUGCCCUUACGACAAGACUUGACGUUAUCGAACAUGUAGCUUGUAAGUUACAAGAGUUAUCGAUGGUUCCUAGGAUCAAGUUCACGUUACUGCAAGAAACACCGUACGAACUGCAUCUGAAAUGCCUCAAGCACGAGUUUGGCAAUGCCUUUGGGCUAAGAUGA